GCCUCGGGGAGCCAUUUGUGGAACGGACCACGUCGGGCCGGGACCAGACUAGCAGACAUGGAGGCGGUGGAGCCGGACUCGGAGCCAAAGGCUGCCAUCCCUGUGGACCUACGGCGGGAACGGCGACUGGUGUGCGUGGAGUACCCAGGCGUGGUGCGUAACGAGGCCAAAAUGCUACAGACUCUGGGCGGCGAGGAAGGCGUCUCUCGAAUCUACACUGACCCCACCAAGAGGCUUGAGCUCUAUUUCCGGCCCAAGGACCCAUACUGUCACCCUGUGUGUGCUAACCGUUUCAGUACCAGCAGCAUGCUGCUCCGGAUCAAGAAAAAGACAAGACGGCAGAGAGGUGCCCUGGGGGCCGAGACCCACCCCCAGGUCACAUUCGACUUGGAAAUCCUUGGCAUCAUCUCCACAAUUUACAAAUUCCAGGGAAUGUCUGACUUUCAGUACUUGGCAGUGCACACAGAAGCAGGUGGCAAGCAUGUGUCCAUGUAUGACAGAGUGCUCAUGCGCAAGCCUGAGAAGGAGGAGUUCUUCCACCAGGAGCUGCCACUCUACAUCCCCCCACCCAUCUUCUCCCGGCUCGACACACCUGUGGACUAUUUCUAUCGCCCUGAGACGCAGCACCGGGAAGGUUAUCACAACCCUUCCAUCUCAGGUGAGAACCUGAUUGGAUUGAGUAGAGCCCGGCGCCCCCAUAAUGCCAUCUUUGUCAACUUUGAGGAUCCUGAGGUACCUCUACAGCCUUUGGAGGCUGCAGUACAGACAUGGAAGAAGGCCUGCACCAAUCCCAUAGAUCAGAAGGUGGAGGAAGAGCUGAGGAAGCUCUUUGACAUUCGUCCCAUCUGGUCAAGAAAUGCUGUCAAGUCUAAUGUCAGUGUCCACCCUGACAAGCUCAAGAUCUUACUUCCCUACAUGGCUUAUUACAUGAUAACAGGUCCAUGGAGAAGCUUGUGGAUUCGAUUUGGCUAUGACCCUCGAAAACACCCAGAUGCCAAAAUUUAUCAAGUCCUUGACUUUCGAAUCCGUUGUGGAAUGAAAUACGGUUAUGGCUCCAGGGACAUGCCUGUGAAAGCGAAGCGCAGCACAUACAACUAUAGCCUCCCCAUCACCGUCAAGAAGACAUCCAACCAGCUUGUCACCAUGCAUGACCUGAAGCAGGGCCUGGGCCCAUCAGGAACAGAUGGCCCACGGAAAUUGACCUACAAUAAGUACAAGCUCAAGGAUUCAGUCUACAUCUUCCGGGAAGGGGCUCUGCCACCCUAUCGACAGAUGUUCUACCAGCUGUGUGAUUUGAAUGUGGAGGAGUUGCAGAAAAUCGUUCACCGCAAUGAUGGGACAGAGAGUGUGUGCACGGAGAGAGAUGGCUGGUGCCUCCCCAAGACCACAGACCACCUGAGGGACACCAUGUCACUCAUGAUUCUGCAGACCAUCCGCUCUGAAAGGCCUGCUCUCUUCUCCGACACAGGUAAGGCUGAUCGUGGGAAAGGGCAGCUGAUGUUUGAGUCUGGAGAGGAGGGUGAGGAAGAAGAGGAGGAGGAGGAUUUCAAGCCCUCAGAUGGGAGUGAAAAUGAGAUGGAGACAGAAAUUCUGGAUUAUGUGUGACAAAGCACUGGUCCCAGGCAACCAGCACAUGCUGGUAUACCAAGAUGGGACAGUUGGGACAGGCCUGUGCCCCCAUCUAGGGCAGUGAGGUGAGGACACUGGACAACCAACAUCAGGCUGGGCUCAGCCUGACUUGACCAAAUGGAUCAGCUCUUUAGUUCCCUGGAAACACCCUGUUGUCUCACAGCUUCCUUCUGUGGAACCAGACACUGUCAUGUGCCUGUCAAGCUGGCCUCCCAAGCCCCCAGGG
Molecule: messenger RNA, 1855 nt
Organism: Phodopus roborovskii (desert hamster)
Lineage: Eukaryota; Metazoa; Chordata; Mammalia; Rodentia; Cricetidae
Gene: Gtf3c5
Product: general transcription factor IIIC subunit 5
Exons: 12
Coding region: 58-1605 (515 amino acids)
Biological process (GO): transcription initiation at RNA polymerase III promoter
Cellular component (GO): transcription factor TFIIIC complex
Source: RefSeq, a predicted model, not a curated record